Molecule: messenger RNA, 540 nt
Organism: Coniosporium apollinis CBS 100218
Lineage: Eukaryota; Fungi; Ascomycota; Dothideomycetes
Exons: 2
Coding region: 1-540 (179 amino acids)
Molecular function (GO): protein binding
Source: RefSeq, a predicted model, not a curated record
AUGGCCGACGAGGGCGCCUCCCCUCAAGAACUGAUCCUCGAAGCCUGCCGCCGCAACAACACCGAUCUGCUCUCCGAAGUCCUCACCGCCCUCUCCAAAGCCUCCAAAAACCCGACCGCCCACAUCGCCAGCACCCUCAACACUGCCCGCGACGGCAUCGGCAACGGCGUCCUCCACCUCGCCGCCUCAACCGGCUCCUACGACGUGCUGGACAUCCUGCUCGACCAAGAAGGACUGGAGAUCGACGAGCUGGACCGGCUGGAGCGCGACACGCCGCUCCACAAAGCCGUGCGCUUCGUCAACGGCCUGAGUCAAGAGGAGUGGGCCGAGGGACACGCGGUCGUGGAGAUUCUGCUAGACGCGGGGUGUGACCCCAGGAUACGGAAUAAGGCGAAGCUGAAGCCGGGGGAGCUGGUGGAUCCGAGGAACCAAGAGUUGAGGGCGAUUCUGCAGAGGGCGGAGUUUGCGUUUUUGGCGGGGGAUGAUGUUGUCAGGGAGGAUGGGGAUGAUGGACAGGGGAGUGGGAGCGAGAGUGAUUAG